Molecule: messenger RNA, 6283 nt
Organism: Paralichthys olivaceus (Japanese flounder)
Lineage: Eukaryota; Metazoa; Chordata; Actinopteri; Pleuronectiformes; Paralichthyidae
Product: tanabin-like
Source: RefSeq, a predicted model, not a curated record
CCUGAUAUAUGAUUAAAAAAAUAAACCUGGUACAUGAGUCAUUCAUAAUCAGCACAUUCCUUCAGCAUUUUUGUAUGAAGAUAUAUAAAACCCCAAACAAGUUUCAUCCCAUGCCCUCCCACUAUUAUGGCAACAUCAACAUAUUGUCGUCCCUGCAGCCUGCUGUCUGAACGUACUUCAUCCCCUCUCUCCUGCUCUCUGCUGAUGUACAGACUUUCUGUUCAGAAAAGGAAAGCCUGUUUGUUACGCUGGAGAGUUUCAAAGAAAGGGAGACAACCCGUCCGCUGCCCGUCUCUCACUCCACUACAAUUCAGCCGACAAAACAACAGAUCCCUAUCUCCAUGGAGAGUCUGCUCGCCAUCACGCCCAGCACCUCCCACGCGAGUGCCACGCACAGUGUAGAUCAAUGACCUCAUGCACCCUCAUGAGCACUGAGGACAAUAAUCUGAAAACAGCAGCUAAAAGAUCUCUGUAUCAAACCAAAUGAUGGAAUUCUGGCCCGAGCAUCAGGGACAAUCAUCUCUCUAUGCUAAAUUUGGAACUGUACCUGGGAGAAAUUGUACACAUAAUUAUCAUGACAGACAUCAUGCAACCCAUUCUCCCUUUUACUAUGGAACGCAGCAGGAUCAAGGCAGGGAGGCUAGUUACUGGACUGUACCAGGAUCAAGAACAGGUGGGGGUCUACACGACUACACCAACUGGACGAACCCAGAGCUUUCUGCCCAAACUUCUUCCCACUUCCCUUUUAUUCUGGAUCGGCAUACCCGGCAGCACCAGGGCCUGGGAGAGUAUCAGCCACAUGAAGCCAGAGGCCGAGAGUGGAUAUCAGAUCAAAGAGUGGCGAGGGAAUACGAUAGGGGAUUUCUGAGGGAGGGAUGGCAGGGGAGAUGGGAGCCCUCUAAUCCUGUUCGCUACAACAGAGAAGUGUCCACUAAGAGGAGCGACAGCAGCUACCGUGAGCUAGAGGCCUGGGCAGCUCGAUAUAGCCAUUCACUUCCGAGGAGGAGAAACAGAGAGGCAGAAUUGAGGGGCACAUCUCAUGUCCUGUUGGAGAGCAGCAGGGCUCCAGAGAGGAGGAGUGUGACAGAUCCUCAGGUGGCGGUGCUGCAACAAGUCAGACAAUCUGCCAGCAUCAGAGAAUCCGGAGCGUGGGACAGAGGAGGCAGACUGCAAACUCCAAACUAUUAUCCACUACAAGCUCCUGUCAAUGACACAAAGCACAUGUUGGACAGUAAAGAGCAGACAGGCUACCAAAGAAGGGUGUUUAGCCAACCUCCUGGAUAUAUUGCUCCUCCUCCCUAUGACAGCCCACAUAAAAGCUCACCUGUAAUCCACCAUUGUGACACCAGCUGUGGGCAGAAAGGGAUGCAACAACACUACUGGUCACAGCCCACUCUCAGAAAAGAGGAUGCAUGUGUAGAUGUGCAGGAUAAGAGGAAGGUAGGGAAAGAGGACUUUACAAAACCAGAUGUGAAUGAAAUCUGUGCAGAGCUGGAAAGACUUGAGCAAAGAGGACCAGGAACAGUUGCUGUACAAGGAGGCAUUCCUUUCAGUGUCCAGAGUUCACACAUGCAACAUGAGUGUAUGUCAUCUCUGCAGCAGCCACAAUUGAUACAAGCAGUUCAGGACACAAAGACAAAUGAGCAAACAUCCUCAAAGGUCAUUGAAGGGAGAAAGUUCAGAUUAAAUAAAAAGACCGGAGGGCUGACCAUAUUCUGCCUGGUUUCACGAAUUUCUGGCACCACAGAAACCCCAUCCUUGCCACUUUGCACUUCCCAAGGAAACAUUCAAAGCACAGAAUUUGGAGAACGUUGUAAAGAUCCAAGGGACAAUGGUGACAUGUAUCAAACACAAAAGCUUGCAGAUGAAGUAGACUUCAUAGUGCCAACACUCACAGAGCAGUCAAAUACUUCUGAUGGAAGAAAUGUCAAAGCCAAACAGAAGGCGACAUCUGCCUGCAUAGAAAGUGAGAUGUUUAGUGAUAAUCUGUCAAAGAAAACAAAGACAGGAGAAAAUAAUAAUUUAAACGAUGCAAAUUCUACUUUUGGGAGACAGGUUACUCAGCCAGUGCACCCUGUGUCAGUUAAAUAUCCUUUGUGGAGGGAGCCAAGUUUCACAAGCAGGGCGGAAACAGACAGUUCUUCCACAGUUUUGAAAGCAAACAGCGAGGAAGUAGAAUCAGAUGAUGCACACAACCUAGGAGAGUGUGCUCCAGUUCAUCCAGUCAAUGUCGAAGUAAGAACACUAGACAUCAAGAAAGACACACAGUCCGAGGACACGAAGGGUCUACUCGUCAUCGACACAACAUGUGUUGUUGUCAAAAUGGAGCUGAUUCCAUCACCGAAGAAAGAUCAUGUUCACUAUUUAGGCUCCGCAAAACACACAGAUGACAGUCCACUCGAUAGUCAGUCGAGCACCUCUGCUGAAUCAAACUCUCAGCUGAAUCAGGAUGUGCUUCCAAACCCCUUGCAGAUAAAUGACAGGGCUGAGAUUGAAACAGAGUCAGAUGUUGAGGAGGAAGAGGAACCUGAGGGAGGAGGUGACAUCUCUUUAGCCUGCACGUCUUCAUCUUCCAUUUCUGAAAGGGAAACCUUGCAGGAGCGUGCUGAAAGGAUCCUAGGUAUCCCUCUACAUGAGUGCAUCACUGAGGAACAACAAGAUGCUACAUCUCUUAUUGACUCGUGUGUUGAGAAGUGUGAUGAGGAGGUGGAACCUUCUCCAAUAGCAGACAUUCAUGAUGCAACUGAACAACUCCUACAGGACACACAAGAUGAGGAACGGUUCCAGAAUCACCUAGAAAUGGAUCAAGUUCAGGAUAGUGUUGAUUUGCAAGAGAGUUAUGAAGAGGAGGAUCAGGCUCAAAAUGAAGAUGGGAAGCAUUUUGUAGUACUUCAGCGGCAGGUCUCUGAUAUGUCUGAGGAGAGGGACACUGAGUCCCAACUUGAAACUAACAUCAAAACAGCACAGGAAGAUGAAAUGGCUGAGGAAAAUCUGUUUGAACAAACUCAUGAAGACAGUAUGACUGAGCAGAGUCAGGCAGAAGAUUCACCAGUUGAAAAUGACCCAUCUCAACAUCUCUCUCAGUGUUUCAGUCCAUGCAAAGAUCUUUCUGAUUAUUGUUUGCUUCCACACCCUAACCUUACUUCUCUCUCAUCAUCUUUCUCACAGUCAUCCACAGAGAAAGGUCUAAAUCCUCAGUUGGCUGCAUUCUGCACCACUGAAAACCUUGUUCCUCAUCCUGAAACCUCAUCCCUUCCUGAUGCACCAUCGCAACAGCCAUCUCCUCUCCCCCCUGCACCUACCGAAUCUUCUCCAAGCUCCACUCCCCAUAGAUGUCAUUCCCCAAGUCCUUCUCCUCCUCCUGAUUUAAUAGAUCAAGUGCCAGAAACGAUGUCCAGCAUUGAGGAUCAUGAUGAGGAGGGUGACACCUUGCAGCUAGUAACCAAUGACACGAGUGACCUUGAGGCCCUUGGGGAUCAGCAACGACUUGAAUAUGAGCAACCACACAAUGCUCCUUGUGUAGAAGAGAGCAACAGCACUGAUAAGCAACAAGCAAAAGAAGUGGAUAGGGAAAUUACAGACAUUUUGGAACAGUGUCUUGAAAUGUCCAGACAAAAUGCUGCAGAGUCUAACAUUUUGCAGCAGCAAUCUCUGUGUGUACAAGCAGAAGAAUGUGCUUGUAUUAAAGAAAGUCAUGUGACUGAUGAGCAACAACAAGAACAAACCGGUGAGGAUCCAGCAGAGCUUUUGGAAAUUACAGUAUCGCAAGAAAACAUAGCAGCCAAUCAAAGUCAAGCUGAAGUUGAAAUUUUGCCGCAACAAUUUGAUAAUGGUCAAGAGGACACUUCCUAUGGAACAGAGAGCUAUAUGACUGCAGAGUCUAACAUUUUGCAGCAGCAAUCUCUGUGUGUACAAGCAGAAGAAUGUGCUURUAUUGAAGAAAGUCAUUUGACUGAUGAGCAACAACAAGAACAAACCGGUGAGGAUCCAGCAGAGCUUUUGGAAAUUACAGUAUCGCAAGAAAACAUAGCAGCCAAUCAAAGUCAAGCUGAAGUUGAAAUUUUGCCGCAACAAUUUGAUAAUGGUCAAGAGGACACUUCCUAUGGAACAGAGAGCUAUAUGACUGCAGAGUCUAACAUUUUGCAGCAGCAAUCUCUGUGUGUACAAGCAGAAGAAUGUGCUURUAUUGAAGAAAGUCAUUUGACUGAUGAGCAACAACAAGAACAAACCGGUGAGGAUCCAGCAGAGCUUUUGGAAAUUACAGUAUCGCAAGAAAACAUAGCAGCCAAUCAAAGUCAAGCUGAAGUUGAAAUUUUGCCGCAACAAUUUGAUAAUGGUCAAGAGGACACUUCCUAUGGAACAGAGAGCUAUAUGACUGCAGAGUCUAACAUUUUGCAGCAGCAAUCUCUGUGUGUACAAGCAGAAGAAUGUGCUUAUAUUGAAGAAAGUCAUUUGACUGAUGAGCAACAACAAGAACAAGCCGGUGAGGAUCCAGCAGAGCUUUUGGAAAUGACAAAAUCGCAAGAAAACAUGACAGCCGAUCAAAGUCAAGCGGAGGUUGAAAUUUUGCCGCAAAAAUUUGAAAAUGUUGGUCAUGAGGACGCUUCCUAUGGAACAGAGAGCUAUAUGACUGCAGAGCAAUUACUAAAAGAUAACAGUGAAUAUACAGACCUCUUAGUACAGACUUCUGAAAUACUCAAAGACAAUAUGACUGACAGUGAAAGUCAAGAAGAAGCAAAAAUUGUGCAGGAACAAUAUAUGAAUGUUUCUUGUGUGAUGAGUCCUAUGACUGGAGAUGCAUUACAAAUAGAUGUGGAUGAGGAACCAUCGAUAUCCCACAAAAAUGCUACCGACAAUCAGACUCGAGCAGAAAUUGAAAUUGAAAUGUUGCAGGAUGUUGAAGCUGGAACUGAACCUUCUGGCUUUACUUCCCCAUCAACUUCAGACUCCAGGGUGUCUCAGUCACCUCCAGAUGUGCUCUUACCCUCAGAGCUUCCCUCUUCACCACAUGCAUCACACAAGUCAAACACAGAGCCCAGGUCUCCUCUGGAAGUGGAGUCAGCUCUAAAUCCUGUCACUGCUGAUGUUGGCCUCCCUGAAACUGUUUCACCUGCUCUUCACUUGGACUCUUGUGAAGAAUCCCCUCAGCUUUCAUCUUCCUCUAUCGAAGAAUCGGCCCAAAAUCAGGCUCCCCUCACUUCUACUCCCCCUCAUGAGGGAGUUGAAGAUGUUUCCUUUGACCAACCCCACAAAGCGCUCCAAUAUCCCAAGUCCCUGUGGGACGCUGUAAAUCGCAUUCGAAAACAUACAGCACCUGACUCUGAGAAUGAAGAGGAGGAAGUGAGCGAGCAGUGGGAUCCAGAGAGCACAGGGGGAGAUUUGGGUUGCCUAGAUGUGGUGUUUGUUAUGAACUCUGGGACGGUGAUCUUUGAUAACAAAGGGCGAUGUGAGGUUUCAACAGGAAGUUUUGUGGAUGUAGAGCAGGACUCAUGUGAUGAAGAGUCAAGCAUGCGUGCUGAAGAAGACACACUUUCCUGCAGCAGCAACAGCAGCCACAGCUCUGGAGAUACGAUUAUUGUAGCAGAAGAGGAUGAAAUUGAGGAAAUGCCACCUGGUGCCGUGACAGAAAGCAAGACAGAGAGUGACAAAAGGAUUCCCAUGGCUGAAGGAGAGCGAUGCUGCUGUAGUGAAGUAAAAGAUGAGACUGCAGAUGAUGAUGAGGGAGCGGAAGAGCUUAUCGAGGGAGACAAAACACAAUUGUGCCUGAGUGGGGAGUGCUCUGCUGAGGGGGAGACUAUAACAGUUAAAGCCAUGAAAAUAACAGAAAUGGAGCAGGAAGAAGUAGAGGAGGAGGAUUUCCCCCCCUCAGAGGUCACACAGGUCGACACUGUACAGCUGUAGUGUAGCAAAGUGAGUUAGUAACACAACCCAAGAAAACUGACUCGGUGUGUUUAACAAGACUGUUAAAUAAAGUUAAAUAAAAGAUAGAUAAAUAAAAAAGCAUCUAAUUUGCUUUCAAUGAAAAGUAUUUUUUCAGUGUAAUGUCAUGGUUUUUAUUGUUUGGCUGAUCUGUGAUGCUUUCACUGUGAGAGAAAUGAGGGAAUUUGACAGAGGAGAAAUCUAGUCUAAAAACUUAAAUAUUCACAAUCAGCUCUACAAAUAUAUUUUAAAAAAAUUGUUUGAAAAAAAAAAAUCUAAAUGUGUUUUUAGUGCCAUUGUAAAAAUGUUUUCCAUAUGAAUGCAGUCACAAGAUUAUGGAAAUGAAUACUAUAAACUAUGUCAU